Messenger RNA from Oryzias latipes (Japanese medaka), 4810 nucleotides. It is a transcript of the gene n4bp1, whose product is annotated as nedd4 binding protein 1. Gene Ontology annotation, biological process: negative regulation of protein ubiquitination; negative regulation of proteasomal ubiquitin-dependent protein catabolic process. Lineage: Eukaryota; Metazoa; Chordata; Actinopteri; Beloniformes; Adrianichthyidae. The record is from RefSeq and is a predicted model, not a curated record. Gene Ontology annotation, cellular component: nucleus; PML body.
CUUUCCGGAUACGUCAUCCCGGUCUUCCGAGUGUUUGAGCUAGCGGUUGCGGCGUUCAUGUCGCGAGUCUCCUGAAACGUCGCAGUGUUUGUCGGACUGCUUUUACUCCACGUCUACCAUGAAAACGGCCAGGGCCUCUGACGGUGGCCAGAUGGUUGAAUUUUGAAACGCCGUCGCCAGAAACGCCGGUUCGUACCGACAGGCGGGAUGUCAACAACGCGGCCCCUCCUUGGGAUGCGACGAGUCACCGAGCUAACGUACCCCGAGCAGCCGAGCAGCAGGCUCCCCGCGGCCGCCGGAAGGCAGCAGACGGAGGCCGCCACCACCGUGGACGAGUUCACCGUCCUGGAGGAUAAAGAAGAGGAGCUGAAAUGCGCCAAGCCGCGCGUGGAACAGGUUUUUAAGGUCACGUUCACCAUUAUCGGGCUGCUGGACACGGGACAGCCGCACGGCAGCAAAACGUUACGGCAGAUAUGGCUGCAGCUCCGGGGUAACAGGGAGGACGUGUCCAAGGCAAAGGAGUACAUUCGAGGGCUGUGUGACCCAGAACUGCGCAAAGAGGAGCGCUACCCGGUGGACAUGCACUGCAUCUUCGCCGGGGCGCGGGGCCUCUUCCUGGACCGGCUGAUACGGGACACGAGCGCCGAGGUUCUGAUGCUGGAGCCGGGCUGCCUGCGGCUGCUGGGCCAGGCCGAGCCGGUGGUGAUGGCUCAGAGCAGAGUCCAGCAGUUUGUCGCCCUUUUUCAAGAGAAGAGGAGCCUGCCGAGCGACAGAGAGUCCACGGUCAAACGGGCCUUCAAGUCCUUUGUGGAGGAACGUGAUGACAAGUACACCAUGGAGCUGCUUCUGCUGCCCAGCGCGCUGAAGGAAGAGUUACUGGGGUUAGCUCACUGCCCCACCAGCACUAACGCCUGCUCUAUGUUCAGCCUGGCGCUGCACCCCAGCAUGGCCGAGGUGGAGCAGGACCGCUCUCAGAGCAGCACCCCAGUCACGGAGCUCUCCAACCGCAUCCUGGACACCAGCUUCGAGGAGAAGGCAGCAGUGGGUGGGGGCGGUAAACCGGGCGGAGGCAUCGGUUUUGGCGCCGAGGCUGUGCUCAUGAACGGCGCUCGCCCGUCGCACAAACGGCGCUCAUCUGAGAGCGAGACUCGUGACACCAAAAGACAAUACUCUCUAGAACGGAAGGAGGAGUCGCCUGAAAGAACGCGGGAGCGCCCAAGGGACAGGGAGGGCCGGGGAGGCAGCAGCUGCCGGUCCAAAACCCCCUCCGCUCCCUUGACCUUCUCCUCCUCAUCCUCUUCCUCCUCCACUAAAGCAAACACAGUAUCCGGGCCGAUAAUGCUCGAGUCCAGCGAGGCCGAGGGGGACGAGGCAGAGGCGGUGAGCCCAGAAACCAACCUGCGCUGCCUGGUCAACUUUUUCAGAACGAUGGGUUACCAGCAGGAAGUUGUUGAGCGUGUUGUCAAGGCAACGGGACAAACUGAAGACACCUUUCUUGUUUUGGAAAAGAUAGUAGAAGAAACCAAACGCUGUGAGAACGGGGGCAAAGUCCGACAGCUGAACUCGGUGCACCCUACAGAUGCUUCCUCGUCAUCCUCAUCCUCCACAGUCUCUCGCUUCAGAGAGAAGGAGCUGGGCAGGACGCUAGAGGACCCGGGCCGAUCCAAAGAGAACAUUAAACCGAGUCUGCAUGGGAGCAACAGCAACGGGCUCGGACACCGGCGGCAGUGCAGCGGCAGCGAGACCAGCACCCAGCAGGCUAUCACCAUAAAGAGGAGUUCCAGCGCACAGGGGGGGGCGGGACGCUACGAGGUCAUCACCAUCGACGACGAAGACGAUGUCACCCGCAACACCAAAACAGCGGACAGCAGGACAUCCCGGACAAUGACCGUUUCACGCCUCGACUCGCAGUCAGGAUCAAGGAUAGACUACCUGGCACGGGGAGGGGCCGGGGCCUCACAGAGGGACUACAUGUCCCGUUGUGGCGCUCAGACUUUGGGAGGAUCAUUGAUGGUGGAGAAUUUGACUGCACUGCGUAACACGCCACAGUGGCUGAACACCACCACCACUUCAACACAGAGCUCUGCUCAGCCGAACAACAAAGGCUCCGCCUACCAGACCAUCAGUCACGUGGGUUUUCAGGGGGCUCGGAAUCCUCCGUCUAAUGACCCCCCUGCCGCCCCCGUCACCGGCUUGGCUCGUUUCCAUCAGUCGCUGAGGACUCCCUUUACCCUCAACCUCCCAAACGAGCAAGGAGAUCCAAAGCUCAGACACAUCAUCAUCGACGGCAGCAAUGUGGCGAUGUCUCAUGGCCUUCAUCGGUUCUUCUCCUGUCGUGGCAUCGCUCUGGCCGUGGAGACAUUCUGGAAGAGAGGCCACAGGGAGAUCACCGUGUUUGUCCCUCAGUGGCGUCAAAAAAGAGACCGAUUCACAACAGAGCAACAUUUUCUGAACCAGCUGGAAGACCUGCGACUGCUCUCCUUCACCCCGUCCAGGGAAGUCUGCGGUCAGAGGAUCUCGUCGCAUGAUGACAGGUUCCUGCUGCACCUCGCUGAAAAAACAGACGGGAUCAUUGUAACCAACGACAACCUGAGGGACUUUGUCAAAACGUCUGACACCUGGAGGAAGAUCAUUCAGGAGAGGUUGCUUCAGUUCACCUUUGUGGAGGAUCAUUUCAUGAUCCCUGACGACCCGCUGGGCAAAAAGGGACCUCACCUGGACGCCUUCCUGAGGAAGGACAGCAGGCGGCCGCCGGCCACCCCCCCGCCCCUGCAGCCGCCGGACUUCCGGCCGUCGGCGCAGCAGCAGCCCGUCUACGUCCAGGCUCUUCACUCGGCUCCUCGCGCCGCCACCUCUCUAACGCCUCACCCCACCACACACUGGCCCCAGUCUGGGGCCCCCGAAUGGCAUCCGCCCCGCCGCUCUCCUUCACCGUCCCCGUCCCCUCCCCCCCAGCGGUCGCCAGGGGAGACAUCCGAGCUUAAAAGAAAACUGUAUGACAUCUUCCCGGACCACAAGCAGCGCAUCGACCGCAUCCUCAGUGACAACCCGUACAUGAGAGACCUGAACGCCCUGUCCGGGCUGCUGUUGGGUUAAAUCUCCCCACCCCACCCCAUAAUUUAUUUCAGUCCCCAUCCAGCAGCGGUGCGGGGAAGAAGCAAACACGUGUCCUCAAAUCGAAAACAGGCUGUUGACAGAACUAGCUGCUCCUUUCAAAGCGUAUUUUUUGGCUUCUCCGUCUUCAUCUCUGUUGCCUCCGUUGCUUUCAAAGCCGUCCAGCUGAGCAGCGGCGGAGCGGGCCGACCCGCAGCCCAUCCAUUCAGCAGCAAACGUCAUUACCAGGAGAGACACCAGCUCGCUGACAGGACGUUGGAGAAGGAGGCUGCGGCCCGGAGGUCGCCAUCAGAGCCUCAGAUAUUUUUUGUACGAAUUUUUGAAGAGAAGAGCUGUAUAAAGUUUAUAAAGAGAAUCCCCAAAAAUCGAAAGGCGGAGUCACAGGGACGUCUUCAGGCUGACUAAACUGUCAAUACCUGUGUUUUAUUUUUGUUAGAGACGCAGCCCCCUGUGUGCAUUUGUUAAGGUUUGUCUGGUUUUAAAUCAGCUUGACUCGAGUUAAACUGUCGUUUCUUCCUUCAAAUUAUUCAUUUCUAAUUCCUGGUUCUUUGAAGUUCUCGCGCUCGCCAGUUUCAUUUCUCACAAACACGUUCCGUUUGUUUUCUGGGAAGGUUUUGGAAUCUGCAUUUCGAUGAUCCCCCUUUUCUGUGGAAAGGUUUUAGUCCAUUCAAGAUGAAGAUGAAAUGCCCUUCUCUGCCCCCAGGGGUCACGCUCACUGCAGGCCCGACGCCACAAACAGAACCUUCACCAUUGUUGCCCAAAGAGACAUUUUCCCACCGCCAUUAUCUUACAACCUGCUGUAGGAGCCGGAUGUUUGGCAGAUUUCAAGUUCAGUCGGAUAAAAGAAGGCAAGAGUAGAUGAGAGAAAAAACCUUCAUCCCAGUUUUUUACAGUCAAAACAUCUACAGUGACAAAGAUUGUGGCUCAUAUUGAGACGCAAAAAAAAAGUCUUCUGUGGGUUUCACCUUCCAUCUUUGGAAGAAACCACCUUUGAUCAAAAUCUAGUAUUACAGGAAGCCAGCCCAUGUGGCUCCGCCCACAUUUUUUUCCUGAUUCUACUGAGACUCUUGUUCUGAAAGGUCGCCGUGGUUAGAAAAGGUAUUGCACACGUGAGAACAUGUGUUGUUGAUUUCUUAAGGUCUCAAUGGACCACAACACAAAUUUAACGCUCCCUUUUGGGGCAGGAACGCUCAGACCCUGCAGGUGUGGCGGGCGAUAUCCGGCGCUGAGCUGAAGUGACUCGCCACAGGAGGGUCGACUCGUCGCGGUCAUGAGCGCCGACACAAGCGGCUCGUCCGACUUUUGAUCGAAACGAACACUACAAGAAUUCCGUCUUUCUGCUGACUCGGCUUUGGGAGUUUUGUGAAAAACAUGGUGGUUUCAAAGAUAAAACUUUUAAAGCCCAAAAAAAUGUUUUGCCCCUCCAAAUGCAUCCAUUUACGGAAUGCAGAUUUAAUAUUGGAAAUGGGUUGACAGACACAAAAUCUUGGCAUCCGUGUCGAAAUUCUCACAGAAACUUGACGAGGUUUUUUUUGUAUUAGAUUUGUUUUACUGAAGGAUUUUUUUUUCCAUGUAAGAUAGUUCAACUGUGUAUACUUCUUUUGUAAAUAUACACAUUUUGGCUACAGUGCACAAAGGAAUUUAUGUAUGUGAGAAAGUAAUAAAUGCAGCAUUCCCCAUAAAGAUCAUUUUUGUA